CAAAACAUCAUCAUCAUUAUCUUCCUCUCUUAAUUACAACCACCUAACACACAUUUAAAUUUCAAACAGAGAUUAGUUUUCUCAAAUCACCAGGAAAGCCAGGGAAUAGUAUUGAGAGAGGUUCUGAUUAAUUAUUCUUGAGAUGAUGGCUUGUGGCUUAAGCAAGAGCCUUGGCUUCUCUUCCUCAUUGAAGAAACAGCAAGGCAUAGUGACCAUCCUUGGUGGUGGCAGCAGCAACAUUUCAUCUGCACCUUCACUCAGGAGAACUUUCUCUGCUGACUUGUCUUCCAAGAAUUGGCUCUCUCACAACGAGUCUUCUCCUAUUAAGAGGAUCUCAUCCUUUGUUGUUGCUGACGAUGAGGAAGAGAGAUCAAGAUCUGGCUCAGAUAUUUGGGCUCAGAUUCAAGAAGACAAGAACAAGAAGAAGACCGAGCCAGACCAAACUGAUGUCUGGAGUUCGAUUUUAUCCGACAAGAAGAAGACGGAGAGUAGCAACGACGCGCCGUAUGUUCAUCCUCUGAUGAAACGCGCCAGCUCCUUGAGCGAGAAGAGCCUCGAGAUUUGCACUGAGAGUCUCGGAUCCGAGACGGGUUGCGAAGGAUUCGCUUCGUACGCAGAAGCUGAGAUCGACAAGGAGGAGAGUAGUCUCGUUCUUGACGUUACAGAGACCAAACAGGAAGAAGAAACAGAGGUUGAGUUUGAAAAAGAACCAAUCACGGUUCAAAAUCAGACAACAUGCAUAGAGCUGCCACGUGGAUCGUUUCCUCCUCCGCUUCGUUCUCUCUCGAGCCAAACCGGUUCGGCUCUGCACAUGAAAACUCGCCGCGACAAUGGCAGGUUGGUUCUUGAAGCUGUCUCUAUGCCGUGUCAUAACAACUUCUCCGCUAAGCGCCAAAACGGACGGCUCCUCCUCGCUUUUGCUGACAUAGUUAGUGAAGACGAAACUGAUGAGCUUCAGUGGUCCGAAGAUGAAGAAGAAGAGGAGGAGAUACAAGAGGAGUUUGCUUAUAAGCCCAAUGAGCUUGUAUAUAAGCUUGCACCAAAGCCCAUUGGGCCUGUUACCGUUCAUAGGUUGGCCCAUAAGCCUAUCGGAGUACCAAAAACAAACUUGAGAUGGUCUGAGAUUGAAACCAAAACGGAUAUUUCGACACCGGUGGUCCACUCUCUGCCACCGAGGCCGAGGGUGGCUCAGCUCGCUCGGUCAAUGAAACCGCCAUCCACGGUGGACGACACCGUAGGAGCGGCUUGCUUCAACAUAUGUGACUACUCUUGGAAGCCUGCUAAGACUGAAAUUUUAGGCCGCAACACAAAAAGCCAGCUUCAAGCCCAAAACUAUGUCAACAAAUCUAUCGGUGUAGGAAAUGACGGUUGGAUAAAUGGUUGCAAGGAACGUAGGAGGUCUCUGUUGUCCCUUGAGCCUUUCUGCAUUGCUACUUCAUAAGUUUUAAGCCCUUACCAUAAAGUGGUAAUCUACAAGAAGCAUAUAUAAUAUAUCUAUGAAUAUGUAUAUAUAUGCGAGUAUGUAAUACUCGGAAUAUAUAUCCAUAUUAACCCAAAUAAUUGUCGUUGUUGCUGUUGGUUUUUCUAAAGGAAAGUGAGGAGUGAAGAUUAGAUAAAUUUAUUGUUUCAAAACGAGGUUAGAUACCUCGUUGGAGAAAGAAAUAUUUUAUGAUGAGUGGUUGUGUUUUGUACAAAACUUUUGUUGUUCAGUAUUUGCUCGCAAAUAAGAUGGAUUUUAUUCAUU
This is a messenger RNA of Eruca vesicaria subsp. sativa (arugula), 1744 nucleotides long. Lineage: Eukaryota; Viridiplantae; Streptophyta; Magnoliopsida; Brassicales; Brassicaceae. The record is from the annotation of a GenBank genome assembly.